AUGCAUAAAUCUGUGAAUAAAAAGAAAAGAAAAAGUCAAGUUAUAAAUAAUACUACUUAUACUACUACUAUUAUUACUACUACUUAUACUCCUCCUCCUACUACUACUGUUACUACUACUACUACUUGUAAUACUACUACUAAUACUACUACUACUACUACUCCGACCACUACUACUACUACUACUAAUAAUAAUAAUAAUAAUAAUAAUAAUAAUAAUGGCAAUUUAGUAAACAUUAUUAAAAAUUACUCAAGUGCAACGUUGAUUUUCAAGGUGAUAAGAGUUUAA
Molecule: messenger RNA, 288 nt
Organism: Schistosoma rodhaini
Lineage: Eukaryota; Metazoa; Platyhelminthes; Trematoda; Strigeidida; Schistosomatidae
Source: the annotation of a GenBank genome assembly